AUGUUUAAAAUUACAUAGACUCAAAUUUUGGAAUGGGUUAAGGAUGGUAAUACUGAAACCCUGCGCAUAUUUUUCGAAUAAUGUCUACAAUAAAACCAGGAUGGAUUGAAUUCAUUUUUCAAAAUGGUUGACAAGGAAAAACGAAAUGUACUCCAUUGGGCUGCUUAUUUAGGCUAAUUAAGCUUGCUAGAAAAAUGGCUCUCAUCGUAUUCAUAAAUUAUUGACCUCAAUCAAGUGGAUCUUCAUCACUACACAGCAGUCGAGCUUGCUAGCAUAAAAGGUUUUAUGAAGGAAUAUAAUUCUUAAGUUUAGUUUAGAUUAAUUAAGUUGCUUUUGGAUCAUAAAGCCAAAAUGCCCACAGAGAACAAAUUUAAACGAGCCAACCCAUUACAUUGGGCAUAUUAUUAUGGAAACUCAGAUUUAAUUGAUUUCCUCUUGUCUAAUUACGCAGAUCUCUAAUAUUAGUUGGAUUAAUUUGAUAUGUAUCCAAUAGAUUACUUGUUUCUGGAAAAUCGACCAGAAGAAUAUCAGAAAAAAUAUAAAGGCAUUUUUAUUAAAACUGUCUAAGAAUAUGCCUUAAAAAAAGAUGGGCACCAGUUCAAAUUGCUUAGGAAUCUCAACACUCAAAGAACCAUUGCAUAACUAUCUGUAUCUUAGAAAUCAAAUAAUUUGGAAAAUCCAGUUAUCAUCAAUGAGCCCCAAUUAAAAGAACCAGCAAAUGAAUUAGAUAGUAUUGACUAAGAAAAAUUCAAUUUACAUCUACAAUGUGGAUAAACAACUAUGACAUUAAUGUCUAAAGUGCAAUAAGCAGGUACAACUAUUUAGAAGAGAGAUUCAAUCAGUUCCAGGAUUAGUUAAUAGUUUAAGUUGAUUUAGGAGAGAAUGAAGAAAUUACCUAAUAAGAAUGUGUAGAAUGAGUUACCUUUUGAAGAUUCAUAACAAGAUUUUCAUGAACCAGACGCUGAAAAGAUUCCCUCAUUGAAAAUCAUUUAACCAACAAACACUCUCUUCUCAGAUCCUCAUUUGAACAUUAGAGAUAAAAAUGAAAAUCCAAAUAUUUAUUAAACUGAUUUAGAAAGUGAAAGAAAUUAAUAGAGGGUCUUUUUAUAACAAGAGGAUGAAUUUGGUAAACUAUUUAAAUCUAAUAUAAUACCUUCGAGAUCUGAAUAAUCAAAAUAUUUGGCUUCUCAAUAUCAAUAAUCAUAAGGUCCUUCAUAAUUUGGAAGACAACUCUCCUAAGAAAUUCAAUUAUCAUAAGAUGAAUUUAGACCUUCAAUUAAGGACUUUUCGAGAGUAAAAUCAAUGAGACCCUCACUUAAGAGACCAGGGCAAAGGUUAUUCAAAAGAAAAAGCACAACCUUUAAUGAAACUUAUACUAUUUUUCAUUAUGCAAAAAGUUAAACUAAGAAAUAAUUAUUUGAAUGUAGAUUACAAUUUUGGUCAGCAAGAAUUGAGUCAGCAGAAUUUUUUGUAUAUUUUUUAAAGUAGAAAUGCAAUCCAUUUUUAAUUUAAUAUUAAGGAUUUAAUUGUCUACAUAUUGCAGCCAAUAAAGGGAAAUACUAAAUUCUGAAACAUAUUUUGGAGAGCGACUAUGAGUAUUAGGAAUUAAAAGACCUUUUAAAAUUGCAUAGAUCAAUAACAUAAGGUUAAUUUACUAAGACUUAUGUUAAGAAAGAUAUUUUUAAUAAGGUGGAGGCAUUUAAUAUAAUGACCGAUUAGAAUCCCUCCAAUGCGUUACAUUUGGCAAUAGAAAUUAAUAAUUUUGAAUGCAUGAAGAUAUUGGUAGAACAUGGUGUAUCAAUGGAUGUCUUGAAUCAUCGAUGUUUGAUGCCCAUAGAACUGACAUUCGAUGAAAAGAUGGUAAGAUACUAUGAAAAUCACUAUCGGAAAGGAAAGGAAUAGAGCUUCAAUUUGAUGGGAUACAUGUAUGUAAUUUAAACUUCAGGGAGCCACGAUCUAUAUCAAGAUAUUGUACUACUGUAAUUGUAGAAUAUCAGGUAGUCCUUCUAAUAGCGUAACAUGGAAUUUGAAUUUCUCAUAAUAAAUACUCCCAAUUAUGCUUAUUUGAAGAAUGGAAAAGAGCAUUGUGUAAGGCAUCAUUAUUAUGUAAUCAAAUUGUCAGCAGACACUAUCUACAAGUUAGCAGACAUCUAUUAGAUUGAAUGCUAUCAUUUUACAAAGAAGCAUUUGACAAAAUUUAAAUAUAGAGAUUAUGGUCAUUUUGAAUUCCCCAAGCCAUUGUAGAUUCAGUAACUGAUCAUUAAUGUGUUAAAUGAAGAGUUCGAUUUAGAUAAGUUUGUCUUAGAAGGGUUGGUGAUUUCACACUUUCCUUUGGAAGACAGUUCGAAAUCAUAAAAAGUAAGUGUGUUAUGGAAGGAACUUUAAUACAAUUGUAUUCGAGAUACAAUUAGGAUAUAGACUCAUUAGAUUGCACUGAGACCCUUGAACUCAAUAGCAUCCUAUUAUGGACCUGUUAUUGCGUGGUACAUAGCGUUUAAUGUUCAAAUAGUAGGCUGGCUAAUAUUGCCAGCUUUGGUAGGAUCAGCAAUCUAAUUAUAUCAAUUGAUUGCUGAUAAGAUGCAUGCCUCUAUCCUACCUUCAUUUGCCUUGUUCAUGUCUCUAUGGGCGACCCUCUUUAUGGAGAAGUGGAAGAACCGAGAAUCAGAACUGAAAUACAUUUGGGAUAUGCAUAAAUUUAAGCAGCAAGAACCUUAGAGAGUCAUGUAUACAGGACUUUACACAGUUGAGCCAUGCAAAAACAAGGUUGAAGUUUAUGAUUCAUUUACAACUUUCAAGAGAAGAUUGAUAGCUGAAUUUUCUGUAAUAAUGUUAGGGUUCUCAAUAAUAUUAGUAAGUUUUCUGGCAUUCAAUUAAUGGCAGGGAUAAUAGGAUCCUCAAAGUGUGUAUAUGCCUAUAAUUAUCAAUUCAUUGAAUGGGGUUAGCAUGACUGUUUUGUGUGAUUUAUAUAAACGGCUAUGUAAAUUUGUGGUAAAUUGGGAAAACCAUAAAUAUAAUUCUGAAAUGGAGCAUUCUUAUGUGUUAAAAGUGUUUUUAUUUGAAUUUUUAAUAUCUUACAUUUCAGUAGUUUAUGCUGUAUUAUUUAAAACAGACUAGACAUAAUUAACAUUAUCUGUGGCAAGUAUUAUUAUAACAAGAGGUUUGAUAUCUAAUUUAUAAAGUAAUUGUCUACCCUAUCUCUUGUAUAACUACUUGAAGUGGGGACUAAAAGAUAAAUUUGAAACUUUCAAAGUGUUCAAGGAAUAAUUCAAGAUCUGUGAUAUGUAGUAUGUGAAGGAGAAGUUGAAAUAGGCUUAGCAGAUUGAAUUCAUGAAGAUGAUGGAGGACAGUAAUAACAAAUAGCCAUAAAAAGAACUAUAUGAGGAAUACACAAAUAUUGCAAUUCAAUUUGGGUACACAACUAUGUUUUCACCUGCAUUUGCAGCUGCUCCUUUGUUUUUCCUGUUGAAUCAAUUUAUAAACUUGCAAUUUUCAAUUUCAAAUUAUCAGAGAGUAUUAAAAAGAGAAAGAGCAUAAGCCGCUGACUCCAUUGGGAUUUGGUUGUCCAUUUUCGAACUAAUGAAUUACUGCUCCACCUUUAUGAAUUGCCUUGUCAUAGGGAUAGUGAAUAAGGCUGAGUUCGAAGGAUUGAUAGGGGAUAGCAAUCCUCUGAUUUAAGUGUUAGUAUUGGCAGCUAUCGAGCAUAUAUUAUUAUUAAUAAAGUACAUAUUAGGAAUAAUGAUUCCGGAUUGUCCUUAUUGGGUUUCAAAGGAGUUGAGAAAGUAUGCAUAUUUUGAGGGAUAAAGUGCUAAAAUCCAUGACGAUAGCGAGAUUAUUUUUUGA
Paramecium tetraurelia is the source of this 3840-nucleotide messenger RNA. RefSeq lists its product as uncharacterized. The record is from RefSeq and is a predicted model, not a curated record. Gene Ontology annotation, biological process: chloride transmembrane transport. NCBI's taxonomy places the organism in Eukaryota, Ciliophora, Oligohymenophorea, Peniculida, Parameciidae. Gene Ontology annotation, molecular function: chloride channel activity; protein binding. The transcript is spliced from 7 exons.